This is a messenger RNA of Girardinichthys multiradiatus, 4602 nucleotides long. It is a transcript of the gene atosb, whose product is annotated as protein FAM214B. Bases 1027 to 2952 code for a protein of 641 amino acids. NCBI's taxonomy places the organism in Eukaryota, Metazoa, Chordata, Actinopteri, Cyprinodontiformes, Goodeidae. The transcript has 11 exons. The record is from RefSeq and is a predicted model, not a curated record.
AAACCCCGGAAAUGUCCCUUAAAGAGACAGGAGGAAUUCCAGGCGAAGGUUUACAACAAGGAAAACAGCUGCGAAUACGCACACAAAACUAGAAGACAGGUAUAUAAAGGAAAGCUCGCAGCUUCGUAAGAUAACAGUUGAGUUGUCUGAGAAGACGAGACGGAUACUGUCCGAGUAUUUUCAGCCGUCAUCUCGGCGGCUCAGACGGCUAACUUCUGGCUUCGAUUUUCAAGUGGCAACGUUAACGUUGCAGCCAGUACGACACAGAUAACAAAAAGGCCAAACUCCGGGACGCCAGGAAUGCGUCAGUCUUGACUGUCUGGCUGUGGUUCGUUUCCAGCGUCCAGCUUUAUUUAGGAGGACGAAGGAAACGAAGAAACCAGUGAGUCAAGAGAGGGAGGGUGAAGGCAGCCUGACCCAGCAGAAGAGGACAGUGUUGCCUACCCUGACCUAAAGUAAAGGAAGGAAGGAGACUAACCUCAUAUUUGUGACAGGGGUCUCUGGGUGGAAUGACCCAGCCAUGAUGCCACAGCCGUGUCCCACCUCACACCCAGGUAACCAAGGACGGUUCACCUGGCUAUCAGUCAGUCAUAGAGGGAGUGGCAACAGAAUUACUGCCAACUUGGAUUCAGAGACGCUUCCGUUUAAGAACCCUCUGCCGUACUGACACUCUGACACUUGGUGGUGUGAGUGCCUGUGCCAUUGAUCUUUGAACCCGUUUCCUGUUCCCUAAUUAUCUGCUGUAUGAUGUUGGCAUCAUUUCACGCCAGCUUCUAGAAAGAUGGAUGAAUUCCAUGAAUAGCUUAUUUAGACACAUCUUUCUGAUGUUGUGCCAGAGAAGACCCUUCAACACACUUGCACAGAGGUGGUGUGUGGCUCAUCUUGUUUCACACACUUUGAUGUCAUCAUAGUCAUACCUUUAGGACAUCGCCUUUUCCGUGGAACAUCUGGGUCUGCCUCCUGGUAUUUUUGAGGACCGACUUGACCUUGUUCCUCAAAAGUCAAGACUCUUGCAGCAGCAGAAUCAUGCGGCACAUUCACGUGGAGUUGGCCCAGAAAAAGGCUCAACUAGAGCUUCCAGCACAGGAGGGGGACCUGCCGCCAUCUGCAACCCCAACAGUGGGACUAGAUCCUGGCCUUAGAGCAGGGCCGCCCAGGCGCUUUGGCCAAGAAGAGUUGCGGCUGCAAAAGGUUUACCAGCUCUCCAUUUUCUCUCAGAUGGGAGGAUUUUCUGCCUCCACUGGAUCCCACUCUGAAGCCCAUCAAAGACCAUUUCGGGCUGGUUGCAAAAGAGGGUUGGAAGACCCUCAGCUGACUCACAAGCGUUCGCACCUGGAAGACACAUCAGACAAUGAGGUUAUGGAAGGAGGUGUAAUAUGUGAGUCUGCCCUUGGUGAAGCCAAUGGGAAUGGGUCUGUAACUGGGAAUGGCGGGCCUGUUCCUCCAUACUCUUGCAUGCAUUUGGAGCGUAGAGACUGUGAAGGUGGACUGUCACCUAGGUCACCACCGCUCUCCCCAAGCCAAACUCCCUCCCGGCGUCCAGCUCAGCACAAUCACGAUAGACCCAUUCCUGAUGCAUUUGUUCCACUCGUGCCCAAAUCGCCCCCAAUGUGCGACCCACAUGGGCAUAUCUGUGACCAGGGACACUCCAACGGAAACUCAGCAAGGACAGAAACAACUAAUGGGGUCCGCACACCAGCCCACUUGUUAGGUGGCCCUGGACAUGAUGGCUGUAAUAAUGGCUCAUCUGGAGGCCAGCUCAGCCCCCUCUUAUAUGAAAUGUCUACAUAUGAAACUCCUAAUCCUGCCAGCCCCACAAGUCCACCUGGUCCUUUCUCCCCUCCACACCAUACAGAGAUGCAGGAACCAGGGGAAGCUACUGAAUGGGACAUUGGUCUUGAAUCCUCUCCACCUGAGCGAAGUGCUACCCAACAGGCCACUUCGUCAAAUGGUCUGGCUUCCUGGGAGAAAACUCCAAGCAGUAAUGGACUUCGUCUAUUCUCUGGAGGCCACUGGCCGGCCAAAAAGAGACUGCUCUCCCCAAGCGAUACAGCAGACUCGUGCUCUGAAGAUGAGGGACCUUCUACAUCUAAAAGAAGCAGGCUGUCUUUGCUAACUUCAGGAGUGGGUAUGGUCUCAUGUCGCAGCACUGAUGCUAAAGCUGCGCCAUACUGGAACCACCUGCUGCCAUGUAUACGAGACCGACCUAAGAUUGCCGUAGACUGCACCAGAUCUGGGAGACAACUAAAGACUGGGUUGCGCUUAAAAAGUCGCCAGCUGCGCAGCAGCAGGCAGACCGACACUGGCCGAGCCACACGUUGGCCCUCGUCUUCCAUCAGUAGAUCGCUGCUCGGCAACUUUGAGGAGUCCAUAUUGAAGGGAAGAUUCUCCCCAUCUGGGCAGAUUGAAGGCUUCACAGCAGAGAUCGGUGCCAGUGGCUCCUACUGCCCGCAGCACGUCACGCUGCCUGUGCAGGUCACGUACUACGACAUUUCGGAGCAUAGCGCACCCUCACCCUUCCUGGGUGUGAUAUCACUCGAGCCUCUUGGAAAAAAAGGAUACAGCAUACCCAAAGCAGGGACCAUUCAAGUGACCUUAUUUAAUCCCAACAAAACUGUGGUGAAGAUGUUCCUGGUGACUUACAACUUUGGAGACAUGCCAGUCAAUCACAUGACCUUCCUGCGUCACCGUAUCUUUCUGGUGCCAGUGGAGGAGGGUACUGAGGAAAAAGAUGAGGCAUCUCCAGGAGGUGCAGUGCUCGACAGAAAGAGGAUUCUUUGCUACUUGAUACAUCUCAGAUUCCAGAGCUCCAAAUCUGGAAAAAUUUACUUGCACAACGAUAUCCGGCUGCUAUUUUCCCGUAAAUCCAUUGAAGUAGAUACAGGGAUCCCGUAUGAGCUGAAAUCUUUCACCGAGGUGCCAAGAAACCCUAAAUACUCUCCCCGUAUGUGAUCCCCAGCCUGACCCUUUGCAGUUUCCCUAAUUUUAAAAACAGAGCUCUUCUGUUGUUUCCUUAAAAAUGACUGACUGCAAGAAUGAUGGACACAAAACUUGAUGAAGACUGGAGGAAGUGCUCCUCAAGCACACUUAGACACAUACAGUGUUGCUCUUUGGAAAAGUCCCUCGUUUUUUCCUGUGAUAUACUUUAAAUUUAGAGACAGUUUCAAAAUGUCGCAAAAAAUAAACAUGGCAGAUCUUCUUGUCAUCUAGUCACUUGAAAAUAUGAAAAACAUUGAAAGUCAGCGCAGGGACUGAAGAGCAAGCAUACAAGCAAAAGCAGGACAUUUUCAUUGCCUUCAUCUGUACGACGAAAGGAAUGCACAGAUUCUGACACACACCAAAAUGGACUAGUGCAUAUCACAGACUAAAAGCUUUUGGUGGCAACUCGAGUGUUAACAUGCAUGCCUUGUGACUUAAACGCCUGAAUUUUCCUUUAUUGCUGUUUCACACUGUCCUUCAUUCUGCCUGCAACAUCAGCUGCCUCAUUGGACCAACAAUUGUAGUUCUGCAACUUUAGAUUGGAAAUGAAAAAAGGCCCUAAAUGAUAAACACGUCUGUAACUGUUGGGUGUGAAGCACUUUUACACCUCUCUGAUGAUAGAGAGACAAACACUAGUGAAGUAAUAGAGACUGCUCACUUUAACUGAUGUUUAAAUUGAUAAAAAAAACCAUUGAAUUCAUUUGUUCAAACUCAGGAUUUCUUUAGAAAACUCAAAAUACAUCCUCUUUUGCUGUUUAACCUUGUUAAGGUACAGAACACUGUGUACACACUGUCAUUUAGAAAAAGGAAUCAAUUUCUUAUAUGUAGCCAGACUGAGGGACAUUGUGGUGUUUUCUUUUAUUUUUCUUAGAUUGUGUUGAGAACAUUUGGAUGUUAGCGCAGAUAUUUAGGGGAAGCAUUAUUGGCAUGUUUUGGUGAUUGGAUAUACUCAUCAGAACUGAGUAAUGAAAAACAAAACAAAAUGUUAAUUACCCAUAAAUAUAAAGUAUUAAAUUGAAAUGCAAACCAGUUUUACUUUUUUGUAGUCAAAAUGUUUAAGAAACAAAUAUAAAUUUGGUUUGAUGUUCUUUUUCACAUUUAAAAUUAUAAACAAAAUCGCUGGCAAAGGUGAAUAUCAAAUUGACCUGUGCUUUUCUUUUAUGUACAAUGCAGUAUACAUUGCAAACAUUGCAUUCUGUGACUAUAGGAGGCACUGUUUCUUCUGCACGAUAGUGUGGCCAAGUUUAGAUGAACAAUAACAAAUAAAUAAAAUGGAUAUGUAAAUUUUGGACAAGGAUAAGUAUUUAAUUUUUGAAGGGAUAUCAUGGGGUGGAGCAUUUUUUAUUACUAGUUUCUGAUGAGAAAACCCAAUUACAUAAACAUGCAAACUUAAAAAAACACAAGCUGUAGUAUUUUUAAUUUAAGUUUUCAAAAAUGUCUUAAUGAGCAAUAUGCUGCACAAAAUAAAGCGUGUUUUCAGCGUGGUCAAGCUUUUUGUUUGGAAGGGUAAAAAAUGAAAAAGAAUUGAGAGGGAGGGAAGCAAGGAAAGUGGGGUAUUUAACAUGAGGGGGGAAAGUAUGUCUAUUUAAAAUAAUAAACUCUGAGACUGGUGUGUAAACCCAA